This is a messenger RNA of Anopheles funestus (African malaria mosquito), 2910 nucleotides long. RefSeq lists its product as uncharacterized. The transcript has 12 exons. The record is from RefSeq and is a predicted model, not a curated record. NCBI's taxonomy places the organism in Eukaryota, Metazoa, Arthropoda, Insecta, Diptera, Culicidae. The coding region runs from base 1996 to 2841 and encodes 281 amino acids.
UUAAGCACCUCAACCGCUCAUUAGCUGUCAACGGAUGACGUUUGUUGCUAAACGUUUAAGCACAUGCUAAUAAUUUAUUAGAUGCAGUUUUGUCAUGGCGCUUUAUGGGUCGGUUGAAAGAGGUACAGCUGUGAUUAUUUUCUUAUUUUCAGUGAAUUUAAUAUUACUAAAGAUGCAGUUAAGGUUAUUUUAGUUAAGUUAACGUAUUUACAGUGAUAGUAAAAGUUUUGAUUCGCGUGAAUAGUGCGGGAUAGGACUGUAUAGUGUAAGUUUACAGGGUCAAUGCUCGAAAGCGGUUCCGUUUAGUGAAGUGUGAUAGUGUUGAGUGGUGUUGGCAAAAUUGUACUCAUUGGAUGACUGAACAUAGUGAAAAGUAUGUUCCUCGUUGUAUAACCGUAAGUUACUCCUAAUAUGCCUAAUGUGUGAACAUUUAUAUUAUCUCCUUGCGCAGUUAUGCCUCAUGCGGCGUCAGUACACGAACACACGCACAGAAGUUCUUGACUCCAAAGUCUAGAAUGCUUGUUGUAUCGCAUAUCGUCUUUUGUGUUGUGUCGAGUGCGUAUUAGAAGUAGUUCAAGUAUCGUGGUGUUGGUGUUUCAGCUACGGUGUGCAUCUGUGGUACAAAAUGUCCGUAUAUUCUGCUGUUCUGCUUGUGAAUUGCUUUAGUUGUGUGUGUAGUAUCGCUUUCGUAGAAUUCAAGAAAGUAAGGUUAGCGGAUUUUACGCAUGGAUUGUUGCAAUGAUACUAACUGUUGUACACAUUUGCAUUGCGUUCUGGAGCCUGCAAUAUCAUCGAAAUUUUGUCAUGUCUUACAAAAUUGAAUUUAUUAAAUGUGUUUAAAGAAUCAUAAAAUGUGUAGAUAUGAGAUGCGUUUGUAGUUAUAUUAACCGCUUCACAGUCUCGAUUUAAAAAAAACGGUGCUCGGGCUGGUCAAAUAAGGCACGAUCAAGGCACGAGACUGUGAAGGGGUUAAAUUAUACAUCAAAUAAUCUCGUUAUCCUGGACGGCGGCUCGGUGGUACAUGUGAUAAACGGCGCCAGUCCACACGGCAGGACCAGGUUCAAAUCCCAUCCGGAUCGUCCCCCCGUAGCAAGGACUGACUAUCCGGCUACGUGGUUAAAUAAGUUUAGUAUGCCAGAAAUGGCCGGCGUGACCUGAAAGGCCAUUAAAGCCAAGAAGAGAGAGAUUUUAUAUAAGAUAAUGUAAUGUAAUUAAAAAAAAACAAAAAUUAAAAUAUAUAUAAUAUUACUUUUGUAUUAGAACAGUGCGAUAGAUGCAUUCGUAGUUUCAUUUGUUCGUCCUUGUUUAAUUAAAAUGGAUGGAAGCCUGAUAUAUUUCGUGUUGCAGGAAAGAAGCUAGCGCAGUCCCAUUUUGUUUGUUAAUUUUUCCGAUCAUUUAAUAAAAUAUUAUUUUAUAAAAUUACAUUUGUAGUUGCAAGCGGCAUACCGGACGAAUACGAAUAUGCUGUAGUGGGAUAAAAAAGGAUGUAAUCGCAUUGGAUUUAAUGCGAUGUUCACCAGUCUGCAGGAUUUGGUUCAAAACCAACAGUGAGUAAUAUUGUAAAUUAAGUGAGCCUGCUGAGAGACUACCUAACACAUUGAAUGUGUUAUGCAAAGAUAAAAGUAGCGAAGGCAGCUUUAUGUCCGGCGCACCAUCUACGUCCACGCAGUUGAACGUCGUAGUACCAAAUGCUGGCUUGAACAACGGAAGUGGAGCUGAUACAACCGCAAACGAUAUCUACGAUCUUUCUACAGACGACGAAUGGAAUGAGUUUCCAAGUGAGAAAAGUAGAAAUAAAGGUAGGUAUUGAAAAUUGUGAUGCUUCAUCCACCCAUAAUAGUAAGUAUAGGCUAAUGUUUUCUUUUAUUUUUUUUGGUUACUAAGAGCGACAGCAUUCCAUGUGGGCAAGAAAGAGUGGAGUUGGCCCUGCGAGAAUCACACUGCGAGAAUCAAACGAAUGAGGGUAACUAUAAAAUGAUCAUAUGAGAUUUGCAGAUGGACAGGUGUGGAUUCGCAUGGCAUCAGCUUAACGUUCACUAUUUGCAUUGGGUCGUUGUUUACUUUCAGAUGGAAACAGUGGGAACAUUUGUGAGAUUGAUGAUAUGGAGGAAGAGACACAAAACGGAAGAAGCGAUGGCUCUCACAGCGAUGACGACCACUCGUGGCGUACAAUGCGCCGCGAGUACACUCGUGAGGAACAUCGCGAGUGGUUUAGUAACUCUGGUAAAAGUUUUACUGAAACUCGUCGGGAAACUGUCGUGGAGGAGCAGCGAGAGUGGUCUACCACCAACUCGGAUGGACGUCGCACUUACAUGGGAUGGAGUGAAUCUCGUGUCCAGUGCACAUUCAGCGAGCGAAGCAGCAGAUAUGAUAACACUGGUAGUUGUUCCAACGACCGCCACACCAAUUCGAGGGAGGAACAGGGAAGCGAGUCGUUCGAUAACUAUCGGACAGACAGCUCAGUGCUGGGGUGGCAUCAUCGCGGUUCCAAUAACAGCGAAAGCUUACUUUUCAUUACAGACGUCGAAACCGGCAGUCGCAGUUGCGGGCGAAACCGUAUCCUCCUUCACGAUCCUGGCUUUAGAGCGCGAAGUUGAACAGGCUUCCACAGUUGCUACGAUCGUUUGCGUUGCAACGUGCAUCAUACGCGGGCAUGUAGCAGCGCCCGCUACGGAACAACACCGAACACAGCCACUGGGACGACAGGGAUGGUAUGUGCGGCGAACUUUGGCUGGAGGGCAAUUGGGUGGCGGCAAUGAUGGGGUCUGGUUCGGGAUCACACCGAGGCCGACGAUGACAUAUGGGCGAGAACGGUCGGCGGUAGAGAUGGUGCAGUAUUAGCUGUAAGUAAUAUUUAAAUUAGAUGAGUGUGUUUCGCAUUUUGGUUACCUUGCAUCUUCUCCUUACCUU